Daphnia pulicaria is the source of this 2077-nucleotide messenger RNA. RefSeq lists its product as uncharacterized. Gene Ontology annotation, molecular function: channel regulator activity; voltage-gated calcium channel activity. The record is from RefSeq and is a predicted model, not a curated record. Bases 249 to 1898 code for a protein of 549 amino acids. Gene Ontology annotation, cellular component: postsynaptic density membrane; AMPA glutamate receptor complex. NCBI's taxonomy places the organism in Eukaryota, Metazoa, Arthropoda, Branchiopoda, Diplostraca, Daphniidae. The transcript has 6 exons. Gene Ontology annotation, biological process: regulation of AMPA receptor activity; positive regulation of synaptic transmission, glutamatergic; neurotransmitter receptor internalization.
AUCAGACGUGCUCUACUAGUGACCGCGCCCCCUUUUUCUUAUACCACCCAUCCCGGCAUUCUAUUGAGUCGUGAAUAAUACAGGAGCCACUGGAAUCCAUCAUAUCUCUGCACACAGGACACACAAGCGAGCUAGCCGAUGUUGGGAAUUGCAUCUUUCCUCCCAUAACAAGAAAAGGAUAUGAGGUGGAAGUCGACAGCUGAUGGAGUUGGAUUGGAUCAUCUUCUCAAGCAUCCAGUCUCAGCAGCAUGACUGUCGAUUUGGAUGCGGCCAUCCGCCUACUCCGGCUGCUCACUCCGCUGUCGGCCUCCAUGGCGUUCGUCACCGUCGCCAUCGGACUCGUCACCGGCCAUUGGCUCUACAGCGAAGAGAAAAUGUCCAACCCGAAAUUCAACCGAACCGGAGAUCCCGAACUCGAGUACCUCUCCAAAUUCACAGUCAGCGGACUCUGGACUCUUUGCUACACCAAUCCUGGAGAGACGGAACGCUACUGUUUCAACAUCGAUUAUUUCCCAACGGAAGAGUACAGUCCCGAUCCCAAUGACUCGACACUCUCAAUCCCUUAUGCAGUCUUGAGGUCGGCUCCGUUCUUUUUCAUGGCCACCGCUCUGUUGGUCGUCGGAGAGAUUUCCUGUUUCCUCGGCCACUUUGCACCCAGGAGACGCUAUUGCACUUUUCUAUCCGGCGUCACUUUUAUCCUUUCCGGAUUGUUACUUUUACUCGGUCUGGUUGUCUACGUUUCGGUUUUCACGGCUGAAAUAGGAAGUAAAUUAAGGCCCAGCUCAUCAUUACAACCGCCAAUGUUCACCUACACCUACGGCUACAGUUUCCAUUUGGUAGUCACCGGUUUCUUAGCUGGCGAGGUAGCCGGUACUUCUGCCAUUUUCCUGUUCAUUUAUUGGCACCGAAAUCGAAUUGCCAAAAAGGAAAUGCACCGGAAAAUGACUUUAGCUCUGGUCCAGACGCCAGUCGAUUUGGGUUACACGGCAGCCCACGGUCACCUUCUGGCCAUUGUUCCUCCGCCUCCCCCGCCGUCACAGAUGAACCAUCACCACCACCCCAUGACCAACCCCCUAACGCCAGCUUGCCUUCCCCAUUGUUACCAUCAUCAUCCCAGCGAAUCCUUAUUCCAGCCGACGAAUCAGUGUAACGGUUUCGUGAAAAUCCCGUGCCCUUGCUCUUCCAUCGGCGGCGGAGUGGCUUCCAUCGAUGACGAAUCCGUUUCCAUUCCGACUCCGCCACCGGCCGUUACGUCCGGAUACCCGAGAGAUUGCCCCGUCCAUUACCAGCAGCAGCAGCUUCUUGCAACGGAACGUUCGUCUUACGUGACCGUUCACAGUCCGGCAACUGGUGCCGCUCCGCCGCUGUCGGCCAUCCGGCGCCACCACAAUUACCAGAAGCAGCAAAGUCAAGAGCGUGACAUGCCGGACAUAACGGCCUUCAGCCGGAUGCUGGUCCACGAUCGGCGCCAGUUCAGCACCGACUCGGAGAACAGCAACUACAAAGUCGCGGCCGGAUCGUCCGGAGGCAAUAACGCGGUACAGCUACACCAACAGCAGACGACAAUUUGCUACCAGUGUCACGGGGCCGGUCACGUGACGGUGCCGGCCGUCAUUCCGGCCGACAACAAUUGCCGCCAACAGAUGCCGCCCUAUGUCUGCAACACUCUCCCGCGGGACGUGACCACCAGCACGCUCUGCAGCGCUGCCGUGACGACUCCCGGAGACGAGGAAUUCACGGCUCGGACGGACAUGAGCAGCAGCCAUCAACAUCGUCGCAGCAGGGAUCACUUGGACGACGACGAUGAAGAUGCCGUGAUUUUUCACCCGAGGCAUCAGCGCAGUCAUUCUUCCGGUACCAAUUACGACGGCUCGCUCAGAAGGAUCACGGCCGUCUAGAAAGAUUUAAAAAGGGAAAAUAAUAUCGUGACUCAAAAUGAUAAGUUCGUGAGUUUUUUUUAAUUUGGAAAAAAUUGUCCCACGUCAAUCCAGAAUUAUAUACCGUGUGUGUAAGUGUACAUAAUUUUAGGUAUAAUAUUGAUUGUGAAUUAUUUGAAUGAUGUUUGACCGCGUGUAUA